CGCUUGCUGAGCGGGUGUGUGGAGGUGCUUUAUAAUAAACUGCAUGAAGCUUGUCAGCUUCUUAAGCAUUCAGACAGACAGACAGACAGACAGCAGACUUGUGGUGGGUUUUUUUUUUCACUGCUUCAACAUGUCCUCAGACAUUACCACAGACUUGGAGCUCGAGCUGGGCGAGCUGCUGCAGGAGUUCCAGGAUGUGGUGGAGGAGCUGAAAGCUCCUUCUCAAAGCAGACCUAAUGCGUACAAGCACGUCCUGCAGGAGGCCAAAGGUCGCACAGGGCUCGGGGACGACAGCGGGGUCGAGGACUCGGAUUACAGCAGCGAAGCUUCUUUGGGAAACAGUUUAAACGCCAGCCAGGAGGAGCUUCACACAGCAGGCAUAACGCUGGCACCGAAAGCCAAGCUCGGAGACACAAGCGAACUUGAGAAUUUUAUCAACAUGUUGGACCAGGAACUUGCGGAAAUGUGAACAGGGAGAGAAAGUGAGCCACGUAGAUGAGGGUGGGAGGGGAGGGGGAAACAAGCCAGGGGCGACAUGGCUGGCUACUGCCAAGCAGACAGGCAGAUCCACACUAGAGCAGAUCUGAGGGAGCAAAAUGCUCCCCUGGCUGCUCCGGGGGAAAAGGUUAACAUCAGAAAUUAAAAGGGCACUCCAUUCCAAAAUGCAAGAACACCCUCAGACCCCUGGCGACGCCGCGUCCACCACGGCAAGACGACGUCCCUGCAGCAUCAGAUGUGUGACAUAUUCUCUGGAAGUAGAUGAAGCUUCCAUCUGUCUGGGAAGAGAAAGAAAAAGCUGCCGAGGAGUACAGGAAGCAUAUUUAAUGCCACAUUUAAAAUUCCCACGAGUGCUAUUCCAGUAAAGGGCCCUAAAUCCUCAGCGCUGUAUUUUUUUUUUUUUUCAAGGAGGCUGAUCUUUGUUUAGUUCAGAAUUACAAAUGGCACUUUGAUGCUAAACUAAUUUCAAGUCCACGGGGUUCAGAUCUGCUGUGUAAUGUCAAAUGUCAUUUAUGUGCCGAUGUUUCAAGUGUACAGUUCUUGUUAAUAUUGUUUUUUUUUUUAAAUGUAAAUUGUUGUACAGAUGAAUGCACAUAUAAAUAAAGCAAACUUUUGAUGGAAUGUCACAACGUA
Molecule: messenger RNA, 1131 nt
Organism: Larimichthys crocea (large yellow croaker)
Lineage: Eukaryota; Metazoa; Chordata; Actinopteri; Sciaenidae
Product: regulator of cell cycle RGCC
Exons: 5
Coding region: 44-469 (141 amino acids)
Biological process (GO): regulation of cell cycle
Source: RefSeq, a predicted model, not a curated record